AUGCUACUGCAAGAUGCGCUGGCCUUGGAGGCCCGGGCCGGGCGCCUGCGCGAUAGCACUGGCAAGCACGUCAGUAUCGUCUUGGCAUGGACGAUGAUGAUUUACUUACCCCACUACGUGCUCUCGGUGCUGCUUCCGGUGGUGCUCACCGUGCAACCGCCGGCCCUCGUCGCCGACCUCGUGCCGAUGGUCGCCGACACCAUCGAGUACAUGACGGACGACGACCAAAGUCAUUUGGCCGACGUCUUCCGCUUUGACGCACGCUACGGAGAUAUCCACGACGCGUACGACAACGUCGCCAACGUCAUUGACACUGACGUCUUUGCGCCGUUCCUGGAGGCGCUGCGCGCCGGCAUGGUCGUCGCGACCCCGACGCGAAUCGUCGACGACGUCGUCCAGCGCACUCUCCGCCUCGUUGCGGGCACCGUGGCAAAGUCCACGGACGCGAUCACCGGGCGUGUCUUGACCACGUACAAAUCUAUCCUCCGCGUCCCAGAGGCGAUAGCUAUUUGCCACCUCUUGUCGCCGACAGCGGUGUCGCGCCUUCUGGACGAAGUGACGGCCCUUCUCACGAACGCGCCGGACGCUCUCUACUACGUCCGCCGCCUGCUCUACCCGACGGUGUCGUACCUCGACUCGCAGCUCCCUGGGCUGUACUCAUUGCCCCGAAACGCGAUGGCCGCCGCCGUCCGGACGGCCCUCGUGGCCUUUCUACAGGCGACGCAAACCCCGGCGCCGGUGUCGCGGCUCCAUACCGCGUGCAUGUGCACUGAAUGCAAGGACGUCGAAAUGCAACUGGAGGCGUGUCAGCCGACAAGAGACGUCGACGUCGUCCGCGCCACGUGCCCCAAGCUUCGGGCGGCGGUAAGCGCGUUGCCCAAGCACCCGCGAGUGGCACUCGCCUUGCUCUCCAUGUCGCGGCUAACGAUUCGGAUUACGUCCGAGGCCGCAGCGAUGGCCGAGCGGCAGCGCGACGAAGCCACGGCAGCUCGCUUGCGCGUUGGGAAGCACAAGAAGAAGAGCAAGAAGAAGGGCAAGACGACAGCCGCAUCACCCGAGGCUGUUGCCCCUAACGAGUAG
Messenger RNA from Saprolegnia diclina VS20, 1080 nucleotides. RefSeq lists its product as hypothetical. The record is from RefSeq and is a predicted model, not a curated record. The transcript has a single exon. Lineage: Eukaryota; Oomycota; Saprolegniomycetes; Saprolegniales; Saprolegniaceae. The coding region runs from base 1 to 1080 and encodes 359 amino acids.